This is a messenger RNA of Trichoderma asperellum CBS 433.97, 2218 nucleotides long. RefSeq lists its product as uncharacterized. Gene Ontology annotation, molecular function: chromatin DNA binding. The record is from RefSeq and is a predicted model, not a curated record. Lineage: Eukaryota; Fungi; Ascomycota; Sordariomycetes; Hypocreales; Hypocreaceae. Gene Ontology annotation, cellular component: RSC-type complex; nucleus.
GAAAAAGGCCAGCCGCUGGUUGGUUCGCCCGCGAGGCUUCGCAUCUCGAUUGCGUUUCUGACAACUUCAACUCUCAGCCGCUGUGCUAUUUGGCCUUUUGUGCACUGCAACAGGAGGCGACAACGCGCGCUUUUCGGCGUCAUUCACUGCUAUUAAUCCACCGGAGACUGCGGGGAUCCUGCUGGAGAGCUCCAGAGAGGUGAGAGGCGAAGAUGCCUAGCCGGAGAUCAGGUCGCGCGGCGGCCAAAAAGGCUGCUGCUGCUCUUGGGAGCACGCCCAAGGGCUAUGCCGAUCUCGAGGACGAGCCUAUGCCAGAUGUCCGCGCCAAUGCUUCCGCGGACGAGAAGGACGAAGACGUCGAAGAGAACGAAGCAGCAGAAGAGGAGUCCGGCGACGAUGACGCAGAGGUCGCAGACAAGGACGACGAUGGCGAUGAUGACGAUGAAUCAGAAGCUUCUGCAAAGGAGCCAACGCCGCCGCCAGAGCCUGUGAUCCGUCGAAAACGAUUGGGCCGCCCUCCCAAGAAUCGACCGCCCGACUGGGAUAACAUGGUGACCGUCACAAAGGAAGAGGCCGAUACACCGCGUCGCAGAGGUCGCGGAGGAUGGAGAGGACGAGGUGGUCGCAAGGGAGGUCCUGCUGCGCCAAAGGCCGAGCAAGUGAUUGACGCCGAGGGCACGGUUGCCGACAUUGUCGACGACGAAUGCGUCCUCCCUGAGGACCCAGAGGGCGAGACCAAGGUUGACAAGCUGGGCAAUCUGCUAGAUGGAAGAGACUACCGCUGUCGAACAUUCAAGGUGCUCGGUCGAGGCAACCGACUCUAUAUGUUGUCAACAGAGCCGGCGCGAUGCGUGGGUUUCAGGGACAGUUACCUCUUCUUCACGAAGCACCGCAAGCUGUACAAGAUUAUCGUUGAUGACGACGAGAAGCGCGACAUGAUUGAGCGAGAGAUUAUCCCCCACUCGUACAAGGGCCGAUCAAUAGGAAUUGUCACGGCUCGGUCAGUGUUUAGGGAGUUUGGCGCCCGGAUUGUCGUGGGCGGAAAGCGCAUAGUUGACGACUAUGCCGUCACUCUGGCCCGCGAGGAGGGUGCCGUCGAGGGCCAGCUCGCCGACCCAGACGAUCACUUUGUGCCGGGAGAGCCAUACAACAAGAAUCAGUAUGUUGCGUGGCAUGGUGCCAGUGCGGUAUAUCACACCAAUACACCUUCCGUACCGAUACCCAGUGGUAAGGUUGAGUCGAAGAAGCGCAAGGUAAACGUCAAUGACACAAACUGGAUGCUGGAGCAUGCACGAGAAGCAAGCGCAUUCAACGCGGGCAUCAACGCCAUCAGAAAGCUAAAUAACGCUGGCGUUUAUGACAUUCACACAAACAUCAUGCAGUAUCCAGCCUCCAUGCAGCCAACAGUUGCGCGCAUCGAGCAAAUCUCGCCCCAAGACCAAGAAGCCGCCAAAGCCGACCCCGCGUUCCCCCCUGUGCCCCUGAAGAUGGCCAGAAACUUUGCGGUUAUCGAUACUUACUUUGAGACACCAGCGGCAGGCGGAGCUCCAGCUGCAGUCGAGAAGUCUGACCCAGCAGAUUUUGUUGCGCAGUUCAACGGAUUAGGUGCUGUGUCAGAUGACAUCAAGGAUUUACUGCCAGCGGAAUGCCGAGAGGCAUUUGACAAGGCUCUGCAAAGGGAGACGGACUGGAGAUCACGCUGGGGACUGGAAGCUACGCACAUGUCACGGAAGGAUCCGAUUAUCGACAAGGCCAUCGUUCCGUAUAACAUGACGGGAUGAGGUUGGGGCUAGUUCAAUGGAGGGCUAUGAAUUUUGCGAUUGAAUUUUUGUAAACGGAGCUUUCUUUUCUUCUUUUUCUUUUCUUUAUUUUACCCCUGGCUCGUUUUCUUAUUUUUUUUUUUUUUCCCGUAACUACUUAUUACAAAGGAAAAGACGGCCGAAUGCAAAGAUGGCGUUGGGAGUAUGAAGAAAGCAGGCGACGAAAUUUCGCUCGCCGAGGGAUAUCUCGUCUAAGCUAUGGGUAAGGUGCCGGAGCAGGUUUAGGGAGUAGGUAUGUAGUCUUAAUGCAGACGAUGAUGAUAAAGCCUUGUGUAUUACUACUUUCUUUUUGGGUUUCAUAUGACAAGAUUGGCUCUUAUAACGAUGAAAAUAUCUAUCUGGACUGCUGCAGUCGAGUUAUGUCACCUGGGUUCAAGUAAAUACGCAUAGUUCAGGUA